CGCCCCCGCUCCCGGCUUCCCGCUGCCGCCGCGGCCGCCGCCGCCCGGAGGAGAGAGACUGAAGGAGAUUGAGAGAGAGAGGAGGUAGUCGUGAGGCCGAGCCUGCCCGACCCGGAUCCUGGACCCUGAUCCAGACCCCAGCCUGGUGUCUGUUCCUGCGUCCGAGCCCAGCCUAGCCUGUGGGGUCUCCGGCCCGCCCGCCUGGAGCCCGGGCUGGGCCGGGGCAGGGGCCCGGCCGAGGAGCAGUCCCUCCUGCCCCCGCACCCGUCGCCGCCAGAACCGCAGGCUCAAAAACUUGAUGAUUGAACGCGCUUAAGAGACUCCGCAGACCGGAAGCAAACAAGAUGGGGACUCCUGGCUCUGGGAGGAAGAGGACCCCCGUGAAAGACCGCUUCUCUGCUGAGGAUGAAGCUCUGAGCAACAUUGCUCGGGAGGCUGAGGCCAGGCUGGCAGCCAAACGGGCUGCCCGAGCCGAAGCACGAGAUAUCCGGAUGAGGGAGCUGGAGCGGCAACAAAAGGAGCACUCUCAUCGUUCCUAUGAUCGGAAAUGGGGACAAAUUCACAAGUGGAUGGAAGAUGCAGAAAGGGCCAGGUACUCUCACCGGUCCAGUCACCACCGCCCCCACCUGGGAGUCGAGGACGUGUUGUCCCCUCGAAAUAUUGGCAGCCACAGGCCUGACCCUCUGAAGGCUCGGCCUACGCAGCGCUCGUCCUCAAGCCGAGCCUACGGGGACUCUAAUGGAACGAAGAGGAGGCCUUCCAGCAGCCACCGAGAUGCCCUGAAAGGCCUCUACUACGACCAGAGGAACUACAGCAGCCUCAGACCCAGCAAGCCCCCUUCUGCCUACUCCACUCGGGCUUCUUCCUUGUACGGAGAGCCCCCGGCAACUUCCAAAACGCACGGGGUUUCUCGUGCAAUAAACAGUGGUCUGAUGAGAAGCGCCAGUUUGGCCUCUCUGGGUGACGUGGGAUUGUAUAGCCCUUACAGUUCUCGAACACCAUCGGAGUAUAGUUACUCGUCUCGAGCCAGUUCGUCCCGGAGCAGCCCUGUGGUGAGAGCUGCCCCUGCCCGGAGGCCUGCUUCACGGCGCCUCCCCUGGGAAGCCUGGUUUUCAGACGAUGACACCUGGAGUCUCGCGUCCUCAGAUCGCGGCAGCCACGGGCCAGGAGCUAGCGUGGUGUCCGCUGCUGAUUGCUUUGGGCGCUCCAGUCGGAGGGGAAGUGUCGUCUCUGACGUGGACGAUGUCAUUAUCCCGGAUGUGAACAGUCUGGAUGAAAAAUGUGACAAGCAGUAUGCUGAGGCUUACACCAGGCCUUCUUCUCGCAAUUCUGCCACCACCCCCCUGAGUGGGAGCGCCUCCCGCCGCGGGAGCGGAGACACGGGCAGCCUUGUGGACCCGGACUCCUCGCUGAGUGACUUACGGGAUAUCUAUGAUCUUAAGGACCAGAUACAAGAUGUAGAAGGGAGAUACAUGCAGGGACUUAAAGAGCUCAAGGAUUCUCUGGCAGCCGUGGAGGAGAAAUACAAGAAAGCCAUGGUCUCCAAUGCCCAGCUCGACAACGAGAAGAACAACUUGAUCUACCAAGUGGACACGCUGAAGGACGUGCUCGAGGGCCAAGAAGAGCAGAUGGCGGAAUUCUACCGUGAGCAUGAGGAGAAAUCCAAGGAGCUGGAACGGCAGAGGCAUCUGUGCACGGUGCUACAGCACAAGAUGGAGUUGCUCAAGGAGGGCCUGCGGCAACGGGAUGAGCUUAUUGAGGAGAAGCUCUGCAUGCAGCAGAGAAUAGACACCAUAACCAAAGAGUUGUUUGACCUCCAGGAGACACUUAUUUGGAAAGAUAAAAAAAUUGGGGCCCUAGAGAGGCAGAAAGAGUCCUUUGACUGCCUUAGGAAUGAGCGAGAUGCGCUCAGAGAGGAAUUGACUGAGCUGAAGGAUACCCUGCAGACCAGACAGAAACACGGCUUGGUUAUAAUCCCCGAUGGCACUCCGAAUGGCGACGUCGGCCAUGAGCCCGUGGUGGGCGCCAUCACUGUGGUGUCUCAGGAAGCAGCCCAGGUCUUGGAGUCCGCAGGGGAAGGGCCUCUAGAUGUGAGGCUACGGAAACUUGCUGGAGAAAAAGAGGAGCUCCUAUCCCAGAUCAGAAAGCUAAAACUGCAGCUGGAAGAAGAAAGGCAGAAGUACUCCCGGCACGACGGGACUUUUGGAGACCUGGGAGGCCUGGAGAAUGGGGCCGACUUGCAGUUCAUUGAAAUGCAGAGAGAUGCCAACAGACAGAUCAGCGAAUACAAAUUCAAACUCUCCAAAGCGGAGCAAGAUAUGACGACCAUGGAACAGAACAUCGGGAGGCUGGAAGGGCAGGUGGCCAGGUACAAGACGGCCGCCGAGAACGCGGAGAAAGUGGAGGACGAGCUCAAGGCAGACAAGAGGAAGCUUCAGCGCGAGCUGCGGACGGCCCUGGACAAGAUCGAGGAGAUGGAGAUGACCAACAGCCACCUGGUGAAGAGGCUGGAGAAGAUGAAGGCCAACCGGACGGCCCUCCUGUCCCAGCAGUAGGCGAGCGAGCGCCCGGCCUGCGCCUCGCGGCUCGUGGCCGGGCCGCCUGCUCGGACCCUUCCCCGCCGCGUGAGUGCCGCGCCGCGCCGCGUCCUUGUUUUCUGACUAAGGCGGGACGGCGCCCCGGACGGCGGCCCGAGAGCCACAAGUGCCUUCUGUGCGCGGAGACGCGCUGGGGGAGGGGCGCCUUCCCGAACUCUGGAGACUUUUGUAAUCUAUUUAAAUUUGUAUCCGAGAAUGUCGCUGUGGCCAGGCCCGGGCUGGGCUGGGGGGGGCCUAUUAAAUGACGCUUUCUGGACCA
Molecule: messenger RNA, 2856 nt
Organism: Monodelphis domestica (gray short-tailed opossum)
Lineage: Eukaryota; Metazoa; Chordata; Mammalia; Didelphimorphia; Didelphidae
Gene: LRRFIP2
Product: LRR binding FLII interacting protein 2
Biological process (GO): regulation of DNA-templated transcription
Source: RefSeq, a predicted model, not a curated record